ACAGAGAUUAGAGAGACAGACAUAUCAUCAUCUUGUCGACGAUGACAACAUCGUCGGGAUCAACGUGGGUGUCGACGACCUCUGUGUCUUCCUCAGGGAAGAGAAUCCAGAGAGAAAUGGUGGACCUCAACAUGGACCCACCUCCAGAUUGCUCAGCUGGGCCCAAAGGUGACAAUCUCUACCACUGGGUUGCCACCAUCAUUGGCCCUCCAGGAACACCAUACCAAGGUGGCAUAUACUUCCUUGACAUCAAGUUUCCUACAGAAUAUCCGUUUAAACCUCCAGAGAUCGUAUUCAGGACUCGAGUCUUUCAUUGCAACGUCGAUUCUUCUGGUAAUGUAAGUUUGGAAAUCAUAAAGGAUGGUUGGAGUCCAGCUCGAACAAUUACAAAGGUGCUCCUAGCAAUUCGGUCCAUUUUGACAAAACCUGAUCCUUAUAAUCCGCUUGUCCCUAGCAUUGCCCAUUUGUACUUGGCAGAUAAAGCUAAACACGAUGAACUAGCUUCUGAGUGGACAACGCGAUUUGCCAAGUGAGUUUUACUCAGAAUCUGCUCACAUAGUUCAGGCAUCAGAUCCCAACAGCCCUGCAAGUACACAUCAUCAUGUUCCCAAGAGGUUGAUAUAUGAAAACUCAAAAAUGUAUUGUAACAAAUCGUGGUUGCUUCAUGGCACAGUCUUGGUUGAAUUACAAGAACCAGAAAGCAAAAUGCUUGCAACAUGUGUGAAUAUGUAAUCAUAACAUAAGCAAUCUGUUAGUGAUAUUAGAUUCAUUUUGUGGCACCAAAAGUCUCAAUAAAUGAUGAUUAGGUAUGGCAUUGUGAAUAGCCCGUCUCUGGUGUUAUACCAG
Messenger RNA from Fragaria vesca subsp. vesca, 846 nucleotides. RefSeq names its product constitutive photomorphogenesis protein 10-like. Lineage: Eukaryota; Viridiplantae; Streptophyta; Magnoliopsida; Rosales; Rosaceae. The coding region runs from base 42 to 533 and encodes 163 amino acids. Gene Ontology annotation, biological process: protein polyubiquitination. Gene Ontology annotation, cellular component: nucleus. The transcript is spliced from 4 exons. Gene Ontology annotation, molecular function: ubiquitin conjugating enzyme activity. The record is from RefSeq and is a predicted model, not a curated record.